ACCUUUUUUUUGCUAUUCUGGCCAAAAAUUUCAGUAGCCAAACAUUCAGUGCAUUACUAGUCUACAGUCCAACAGCUUUCUGAUCAGUUUCACAGGAACAAAAGCAUCUGACACCCUGCUGGCUGUUAGCAGGUUAUAAAUAUACUUCUCAGAAAGAAAAGGAGGAACUAAGAUAAUAACCAGAAACACAUUUAAUGCUCCGUGUUAGUUCUACAGUCAGUCAGCGUCUUUCUCAUCACUGCUGCAGGUUCAACCUUAGAACAAGUAAAACCUUAAAUUAACUCAUUACAAAAGUAAGGAUGGUGGUUUGGGACAGAAAGAUUUCCUAUUGCUUCACCUUACUGCUCGCUGGAGCUCUGGGUCAAAGUGUGAACUAUCCAGGUCGUGUUUGUGGUGUGAAAGGAUCGACCGUCACCCUCCCCUGCUCCUUCACACCACUGAAGUCUGUCUAUGACAAUGGAACAGAAGUUUUGAUGGAGAUACCUGGGAGACAAGAAGGGAACUGCACUUUACAGAUCUCAGAUCUACAGAAGAAAGAUGGCAUAACUUUUUGCUUCAGAAUGGAAACUAAUGAUCCCAGAGCAUCUUUUACUGGCCCACCAGGAGUGAGAAUCCCAAUUGCUGGAGCUCUGGAUCAAUGUGUGAACUAUCCUGAUCCUGUUUGGGCUGUGAAAGGAUCGACCGUCACCCUCCCCUGCUCCUUCACACCACUGAAGUCUGUCAUUGAUAAUGGAAGAGAAGUUGUGAUCGAGGUCGUCAGAGUCGCCUGGUGCAAGAGCCCUCACAUCUGUCAGACAGGCACUCCGUCUGUGUACGACAGCGAAUCAAACAACAACGACCCUCGUUACAGAUACCUGGGAGACAAGAAGGGAGACUGCACUUUACAGAUCUCAGAUCUACAGGAGGAAGAUGACACAACUUUUCGCUUCAGAGUGGAAACUAAUGACAGCAGAGCAACUUUCACUGACCAAUCAGGAGUGAGAGUCAGAGUCAUAGGUGCUCUGGGUCUAAGUGUGAACUAUCCAGAUCCUGUUUGUGGUGUGGUAGGAUCGACCGUCAACCUCCCCUGCUCCUUCACACCGCUGAAGUCUGUUGUUGAUGAUGCAGGAGAAGUUUUGAUCGAGGUCAUCAGAGUCGUUUGGUGCAACAACCAUGAAUUCUGUCAGAGAGAGACUCCGUCUGUGUACGACAGCGAAUCAAACAACAACAACCCUCGUUACAGAUACCUGGGAGACAAGAAGGGAGACUGCACUCUACAGAUCUCAAAUUUACAGAAGAAAGACGACACAACGUUUCGCUUCAGAGUGGAAACUAAUGAUGUCAGAGGAUCUUUUACUGGCCCAGCAGGAGUGAGAGUCACAGUCACUGCUGCUCUAGAUCAAUGUGUGAACUAUCCAGAUCCAGUUUGGGCUGUGAAAGGAUCGACCGUCACCCUCCCCUGCUCCUUCACACCACUGAAGUCUGUCAAUUACAAUGGAAGAGAAGUUGUGAUCGAGGUCGUCAGAGUCGCCUGGUGCAAGAGCCCUAACAUCUGUCUGAUAGACGCUCCGUCUGUGUACGACAGCGAAUCAAACAACAACGACCCUCGUUACAGAUACCUGGGAGACAAGAAGGGAGACUGCACUUUACAGAUCUCAGAUCUACAGGAGGAAGACGACCAUACUUUUGUCUUCAGAGUGGAAACUAAUGAUCCCAGAGCAACUUUCACUGACCAAUCAGGAGUGAGAGUCAGAGUCAUAGAUGAAGAUAAGAAGCUCCAGAGAUGACGGAGAGUUUAAAAGAGGAGAAGAAGUCACACUGAACUGCACCACAAUCUGCUCUAUCCACCAACUGGAGGUCACCUGGUUCAGAGAUGGCUCCAACCUCUCAGAGUCUGGCCCCGCCCUCCAUCUCAGCUAUCUGACUGCAAAGGAUUCUGGGAACUACACCUGUAGUUUGAAGAAGAACAAGCGCACCCUCUCAGAGCCGUACAGCCUGCAUGUGGAGGCUGACGAGGAAGGAGCUCUGGGUCAAAGAGUGAACUAUCCAGAUCCUGUUUGUGGUAUAAAAGGAUCGACCGUCACCCUCCCCUGCUCCUUCACAUCGCCAAAGUCUGUCGAUGUCAACGGAAGAGAAGUUUUGAUCGAGAUCAUCAGAGUCGUCUGGUGCAAGAACCAUGAAACCUGUAAGCUUAUCUUUACGUCUGUGUACGACAGCGAAACAAACAACAACAACCCUCGUUACAGAUACCUGGGAGACAAGAAGGGAGACUGCACUUUACAGAUCUCACAUCUACAGAAGGAAGAUGACGCAACUUUUCGCUUCAGAAUGGAAGAUAAUGAUCGCAGAGCAACUUUUACUGGCCAAUCAGGAGUGAGAGUCAGAGUCGCAGAUGGUGCAAAGAUGAAGAUAAGAAGCUCCAGAGAUGACAGAGAGUUUAAAAGAGGUGAAGCAAUCACAUUGAACUGUUCUUCUGCUAUCUGCACUAUCCACCAACUGGAGGUCAGCUGGUUCAGAGAUGGCUCCGCCCUCUCAGAGUCUGGCCCCACCCUCCAUCUCAGCAAUCUGACAGCAAAGGAUUCUGGGAACUACACCUGUGGUUUGAAGAAGAACGAGCGCACCCUCUCAGAGCCGUACAGCCUGCAUGUGGAGUCUGACGAGGAAGGAGGAGGUAACCCAGGAGGAGGAGGUCUGCCUCUGAUCGUUGGUCUGGUGGUCGGGGUCCUGCUGGUUCUCUUCGCUGUUAUUCUGGUCGUCUGCAUCAUCAAAAGGAAGAGAGCAGCAGGUCUGGAUCAGACAGCCGUGGGACGGGAUGGGGAACAACAGCACACAGAUAACAUCUACAGCAAUAACUUCUUGCCGCUUGCUGAGCAGCAGGGACCCCGCAGUGCUGUGGAGGAAGUCAGCUACGCCUCGGUCCAGUUCACACACAAGAAGCAGGCCAGACCGGCAGAAGAGGUGGAGGACUCCAUCAUCUACAGCUCUGUAGCCAGAACAGGCUGAAGACAAACCACACCAUGAUGGCAGAUAAACUUUUUUUAAAUUUUAAAUUUUAAAAAAACAUUUGAAAAAUAACUUCUGAAAAAGCCCAGUUUUUAUUAUUGGGGAGGCUUUAACCCCCUUAUCCCCACGUAAAUGACUGUGAUUUCACCUGUCCCUCCUUGUAUAUGUAUCUGUGUAUAAUAUUAUUUCACCGGUGUUCUCUUGUUUCUGUGACAGUCUCUCUGGGUCUGUUUGUGUGUGUCUGUGUGUAUCUGUGUGUGUAUAUGUGUGUGUGUGUGUGUGUGUGUGUGUGUUUGUGCAGCUCUUUCUUCCAAUGUUUAGUGUAUCUACCUCUCAGUUUUACUGUUGCAUCAAUAAUACUUUUUUCAUAACUCAUGUUUU
Perca fluviatilis (European perch) is the source of this 3363-nucleotide messenger RNA. RefSeq lists its product as uncharacterized. The record is from RefSeq and is a predicted model, not a curated record. Lineage: Eukaryota; Metazoa; Chordata; Actinopteri; Perciformes; Percidae.